AUGUCGGGUCGUGCCUAUAGAAAAGCACUAAAAGAUAAAGAGCUAGAAGCGGAACAAGGAAGUUCCAGUAAUUUGGAUUUUGAGGAAUUGGAUAUUGAACGAAACGAAACGGCCAGAAAUUUGUUUGAUUUGAACAUGAAUUCUCCGGCGAUCAGGUCUAAAAAGAAGAAAAAGAAAAAGAAGUCAAAAGGAGACCAGGCCGCCACGGUUAAAUCAGAGAAAGGCAAAGCGAGAAAGCAGGUUGAUGAGAUGAGUGUGGGAGAAUUGGAAAAAGCUAUUAGAGAGAUUACUAAAGAACUUGGUCCAUUAUCCAAUAAUUUGGUGAAAACGAACGAAUCCACAAAAGCCAAAUCAGAUUCCCUCCACAACGAUUCGAAUAUAUCUCUACUGACAAUAGAUGCUAAAAUGCUCGAUGCCGAUGCUGAGAUGAGGAGAAUGUUUGGAUCUGCUGUUGUAGAUAGAGAAAUCCGUGGUCGGAACUAUUCUCGUACGACUAAGAGAAUGUUCUUGGCUAGACCUCGAGAUGGUUGGCCUCCAAUCGACAGAGUAGGAUACGGAUUGAGUAUGGAAUUUGUGGAAGAGAAGGACGGGAUCCAAUAUUUUAAGAUAACUCAUUCGCAAAGGUAUCGCUCUGUACAAGAAGUGUUUCUUGAUUGCAUUGCUAGUCACGAUCCAAACACCAUUGCUGCUCUUGUGCGCGAUAAUCCAUAUCAUAUUGAUUCAUUGUUGCAGCUGAGCGAUAUUUGCAAGAUGUCUGGGGAUCAUAGCGUUGCCGGAGAGUUGGUUGAGCGCACAUUGUAUGCGUUCGAAAAGAGUUUUCAUCCUGAAUUCUACAUAUCAAAAGGAACAGUGAGACUGGAUUAUAGACACUUUGAGAAUCGGUCAUUUUUCCUAGCGUUAUUCAGACAUGCAAUGUUUUUGUCUCGCAGAGGAUGUUGGCAGACAGCGUUUGGUUUCACUAGAUUUCUUUUAGCUAUGGCACCUGAGGACGAUCCGUUGUCUGCAUUGGUAUUCAUUGAUUUCUUUGGGCUUAAAGCGCGGCAGUAUUCAUAUGUAUAUACUAUGGCUAAUGAAUGGAAGGCGAAAAAACUGUAUGAAUGUCCCAAUUUUGCAUAUUCGAGGGCACUGGCAAAAUUCCAUCUAGAAUUGCAAGAUGAUAAGGACUCGGUCAACGAGGAGAGUUCUGCCCUGUUGAAGCUUGCAAUUAUAUAUUUCCCAGGGAUAGUGCUAGGACUGGCUAAGAAAUGUGAUAUCACAUUGAAUAACGACAUUGUCAGUCAUUCAUAUUUUCAACCACUCGAGGAUAAGUCUUAUUUGAAUCUACUGUAUGAUUUAUACGUUGAACAGAAUUCUUCGUUAUGGGCACAAUCGGAAGUAGCUUCGUGGUUAACGACUACAUUAGAUAAUCUGAUGCCUGAGCUAUCCGAAUAUGUUAGUGGGCAGGAAGGAGGUUCUCCAACUGGACGUCCUGUGACGCUCAAUGAACACAUGACUAUUGGUGAAUGCAUUCGUGAAUCAUUUUAUAGUCAAGAGGUACCACAAAAUGUUUGUCGAUUUAUAAUUGUAUCAGAGAACAAUAAUCUUCGCGGAUAUCUGCCUUCUGAAAUAAGUGCCAUGGAGAUAAUGCUGUACGAUCCACUGCCGCCGGAUGAUGGUGACAAUCAAUACGACAGAUACGUGUUGCGAUCGAAUUCGGGAGUGCGUACUCAUAGGUGGCAACAUUUCUUAAUGGGUCAAGUGAGAAGGCUAUUAAACGGAGCACCGGGGAACGCGGAACUCAAUAGAUUGGCCGAGAGAUUAAAUAACCAUAUUAUUGAGCAUGAAGGAUUAUUUUUCGAUCCACCUAUGGAUGGAAUUAUAAAUCCCGAAGCUCGUUUUGGCGUACCUGGCGCUUUUCCUGACGUUCUCCCUGGCGCUUUCCCUGGCGAUUUAGAUAGCAGUUUCCCUGCCGAGAUCCCCGAAGCUCUCCUUGACACUUUUCCCAACGCUUUCCCUGAUGAUGUACAG
Paraglomus brasilianum is the source of this 2007-nucleotide messenger RNA. The record is from the annotation of a GenBank genome assembly. Lineage: Eukaryota; Fungi; Glomeromycota; Glomeromycetes; Paraglomerales; Paraglomeraceae.